Messenger RNA from Tetrahymena thermophila SB210, 714 nucleotides. RefSeq names its product transmembrane protein, putative. The transcript is spliced from 2 exons. Lineage: Eukaryota; Ciliophora; Oligohymenophorea; Hymenostomatida; Tetrahymenidae. The record is from RefSeq and is a predicted model, not a curated record.
AUGUAAAUCUCUUAGGAGAAGAAAAAGAAAUUUGCUUAUUAAUUUUAUUAAAUUUGCUUUUUUAAAAAGAAUUAGAUAAACAAAGAGCUAACAUAUUCUUCCUUACGAUCUCAUGCUUAGAACAUUUACAAGUUCCUAAGAAAAUAAGAAUUGAAACAUGUAGCAGAUCGAAGACAAUUAGCUUAUGAUGAAUACGGAACAUUCAUUACUAAUAACAAUUCUCAAAAAUCAAUAACUAAUAUUCCAUAUACACAAUAAUAAAAUAAGUUAUUAAAUAAUUUUAAUAUAAAAACUUUAAUGUAUUAAAUUAAUAUUUAUUCUACAUAUGAAUUGUAUCAAACUUUUAAGUAGAAAUAAUUUUCAAUAAAUAAAUAAAUUAAUUAAUAUCUCAAUCAAUACUUCUAUUUUCAUUAAAACAAAAGAUUUUUAAAAAUACUUACUUAGAUUGUAUUUCUGUAAAUUUAUUUUUAUAGUUUUCAAAUUAUUGAUCUAAACAUUUCUUAAAUAUUUAAAUACAAUACAUUAGAUAUAUAACUAGUUUUAAUAAUUUACUUUGUUUUAAAAUACAUAAAAAUCCUUUUAAAAAAUGAUUUUGAGCAGAAGUUUCUAAAAGUUAGCUUCAAAAAAAUUGCAUUAAAAAAAUAUAUAUCACUACAACAGUCUGCUUGGUAGGCCAAUCGAUUCUUUAGCAGUCAACUCGCUUAUAAAUUUUGA